Onthophagus taurus is the source of this 1068-nucleotide messenger RNA. Lineage: Eukaryota; Metazoa; Arthropoda; Insecta; Coleoptera; Scarabaeidae. The record is from RefSeq and is a predicted model, not a curated record.
UAAUUUUUUAUUUUUAGGACCAGACUUUUUAAACAUAUGUACAUCAUUAACAACCCCGAACAAUUUCACAAAAUCCUCAAUCAACAUCGGAAUGAUAAUCUACGAAUUUGAUUCGGCAAUAAAAGAAACCCCGAAAAUUUCAUGGCCCGAACUCGAUUGGUUAAUCGAUAACGCAAUCCCCGAUAUUCUAAACAGCCUAACCCACAUAGAAUUAACCCAACAAAUUCAACCAUUCAUUGAUUUUUUCACAAAUCUUUGUAUAACGUUCGGCGAAAAUUGUACUUUAUAUAAAAUCGCUCCGAUUUUUCGCUUUCAAAUUGAAAAUCUCGAACAAGUUUUAUCUAGUUACAACCAAUAUUCGCCAAGUUUAAACGUUAUCCCCGUUUAUUUGGUUUCAAUAUUAACUUAUUGUGAUAAAAUGGCUAUUGAGAAAGUGUUUAAACAAUUUUUAUUUACUUUGCCAUUGUGUGGAACUCCGUUGGAUUGUUUAGAAAUAACGGCGCGAGAGUUGUGUUUAAAAGGGUAUCAAGAAAUUGUUGUUACGAUAUUAUGGGAUGGAGUCGUUCAUCAAAGACAAUUAAUUCGAGUGGCUUCCGCUGGUUUGUUUUCAUCGAUUGUAAAAAAUUGUGGGGAAAAUUUAUUAAUUGGAAAAGUUACACCAGCUAUAGUUACUUUAGCAAAUGAUACUGAUGUUUUGGUUAGAACAGCGACAAUUCCAGCUUUAGGUCAUCUAAUAACCGAUUGUAAUAGCAAAGAAGUUCAUGAUAAAGCUUAUAUGCAACUAGAAACGUACAUAAAUGACGUUACUUUAAUUGAGAAUCAUACACUUUUAAGGCAAAUUAUUGUAACAAUGGGGAAUAUUGUCUUAAAAUGUAAAGAAUCUUUUAAAGAUGAUGUUAUUUUUCCUAAAUUGCAUAAUUUAGCGAUGUAUACUUACCAAAUGACCAAUCAAACUAGAAAAGUCGAUAUGGCGGCUCCUUUAAUUGAAGCGUUUUCGAAAAUACUCUUUUGUAAUAGUUUAAAUAUUCAAAAAGUUAAUAAUUUUAUUCUUCCUGGUUUAAGGUAAUU